Messenger RNA from Aspergillus ibericus CBS 121593, 462 nucleotides. RefSeq lists its product as uncharacterized. The record is from RefSeq and is a predicted model, not a curated record. The transcript has a single exon. Bases 1 to 462 code for a protein of 153 amino acids. NCBI's taxonomy places the organism in Eukaryota, Fungi, Ascomycota, Eurotiomycetes, Eurotiales, Aspergillaceae.
AUGAAAAGCAAUCACGAGACGGUCUACAGCUGUGGUACGACACCAGAAGAAGCAGUGAAAAGGGACUGCCAAUUUGACAUGCUGUCUUUUGCUUGGGUCCCCAAGCCGUGUUUCGACGCUGAGUUGAGCAGCAUGAACAAUGCUUAUGAGGACUUCGAAUUCUUCUACCACCGGGAGAAGCCUGACAGGAUUCCUGUAGAGGAGUUGAAAAAGGGCAUCAACAAGCACGUAUACACGUCUGGACGAUAUCACCGAACCCAUUGCACGUACGCCUGGAAGAUAUUGCAACGGGCGGUGCUACAUGGAUUCCAUCUAAGCGACAACAAGACGAUGAACCCAUCGCAUUAUGACCAUUGCUCGUACUACUUGAUCGAUGUCGAUCAUAGCUACCGGGCGCGAUUUACGAUGGAAUAUCUGCAUUGUCAGAAGAUGCCGACUAGUCGUGGAUCCCCAUUUUGGUGA